AUGAGGGUAUGCUGGUUCUCAUGUUGGCGAUCGAGCAAAGAAAAGUCGAUUGCACUGUCCACUGCUGAAGCCGAGUACAUGGCUCUAUCUGAGGGUACCAAGACUGUUAUGUGGCUAACUGAGGUCUAUGAAGACUUCGGUAUUGCCACCCUCCAUGAGAGCCAAUCUUACUAA
Molecule: messenger RNA, 174 nt
Organism: Yarrowia lipolytica CLIB122
Lineage: Eukaryota; Fungi; Ascomycota; Dipodascomycetes; Dipodascales
Source: RefSeq, a predicted model, not a curated record